Molecule: messenger RNA, 3201 nt
Organism: Aspergillus clavatus NRRL 1
Lineage: Eukaryota; Fungi; Ascomycota; Eurotiomycetes; Eurotiales; Aspergillaceae
Product: KAR9 family protein
Exons: 1
Coding region: 1-3201 (1066 amino acids)
Biological process (GO): nuclear migration along microtubule; establishment of spindle localization; mitotic spindle orientation checkpoint signaling
Cellular component (GO): cell cortex; spindle pole body; mating projection tip
Source: RefSeq, a predicted model, not a curated record
AUGCGUGCCAUAUUCACCGGUUCGACUACGUCUACUGCCACCAGCCAGUUCCCAGAUCCCGGAACGAGCAACGACCUAGGCAAUCAUUCGUCCACCUCACCGGCCUACUCGCCUCCCACGGCUCCUUCAGUGUCGGUCUGCUCUCCAGACGACGAGCCCUUACCGCGCCGCAUCAAGUCCAAAUCAUCCCUGCGAAGUGUUCGGAGUGCCGGCAGCAGUCACCACGAAGACGAGGGCUACGACAGCCAGGACCAACAACAGACCAGUUUUGAUAAAAGUCUCGUCCGAGCCUCCAUCCUUCGUCGCCUGUCUCCUGGAUUAGCUGCGCGCGUGAAAUUGCUGGACGGCAGUAGCAGGACCCUCACGCCCUCCCGGAGCCCAGGCAACGUCGGUCGGAUUCCGGAGGAACAUAUCAAGGAGCUUGACAGUUUGCAUCAGAACUUAUCCAUUAAGAUUGAGAAGAGAGGUCGGUCCUGGAAUGCUGUUCAUCUAACAAGUCAGCAAGAGGACGCCCGGCAUAGUCCCUCGGAUGCUUUGGAGGACCUACCGCACAGUACCACCGACCAGCCGACAACGCCAGUGGAAUCGGAACCGGCAGAACCGGUGAUCGAGGAUAUCGAACCACCCACCCUGAUACCUUCCGAGCACACCCCGGCCACCUCUCAUACCACCGUGGUGGAAGCUUCCCUGGAGGAAGACGCCUCAGACAAGGUCGCAGUGCCUGAAGAACCACCAGUGUCCAUGUCUGAUGUUGAGCAAUCUGAGAUGCCGCGAGGCAUCGAGUCGGGGACAACAGACCAUUACCCAGAUCAGACUGAUUUCGAAAAAUACAUUCAAAGCACCAGCGAUAACAAAGCGCAACAGCCCCCACCGCCACCGCCUCCCCCGAAAGAUUCCCCCCCGCCGUCUAGUGCCUCUUCCCACGACCAGUCAUAUUUCAAUCCUAGGGGCCUACAGCGUACUGAGUCGAUUUAUUCCUUCUCGAGAGCCUCAUUCAGCAAUCAGCUGUCGCAACUGACAUCCAUAACUCUACCACAACCUGCGACGUUGGCGGCCAGCAUCACCGGGAUUCCAAAUGCCCCAGCAGCUGUGAAGGCCCUGAUGGGGGCCGCUGAACAGAUUCAAAUCUGGAUUAGGAAGGCUUCGGAUGUGCUGAGUGGUCUAGAUGCGGAGGAUGAUGUGGAGUGGGCUGCGGCGGGCGGAAGAGAGGGUUUGGAAGGCGUCGACAAAGCCAUUACACGGUUUGAGAGCUUAGUCCAUGUUUAUGUGAACGCGAUUGAGAAAGUGCAAUUGCGGCAAGACAUAGGCAAUGUGAGCCCGGACAGUUUGAAGACGAUUGUCGUCCAAAUGGAUUCCAUUCUGCAGAGUUGGGCGCAAAUCAAAGCACGACUAAAAGGCGUCAAGGAGCAAGUGGAGUUGGCAAUGGAAUGGGAGGAGCUCUGGAGCAAUGUACUGGGCGAUGUGGGCAUGGAGGCUGAGAACCUCAGCCGGUUGGUCUUCGAGAUGGAGGAGAAACGGCACUUCACUAUGUCGAGCGAGCAUGAAACAUGCAGCAAUGGUUUGGAUAUCAACGAGUUGGAGACGAUCGUUGAGGAGACCCCGUCGAACGGUGGCCUGUCCAGCAAACGCUUUAGCAUGGGACCCAUCCUUUCCGUUGCACCACCCCUGGGAAUGCCCAUCAUCCAAACCCCACAGGACGACUCCAACCAUUCCAACCUUAUGGCACUAUUCGCCCGAAUGCAACCUUUACGCGCCUCACUUGAUUUCUUGCCCAUGAGGUUGUCCAUGUUCCAGUCUCGAGCCGAGCGCAUCUUUCCAAGUGCUUGCCAGGAACUGGAAGAUCGCCGCAGCCAACUUGAGAACAGCUACAAAGUCCUAGAAACCGAUGCAGAGGCCCUACGCAAGGAGCUCAGCGAAGACAAGUGGAUUUUGGUUUUCCGCAAUGCUGGGGGACAGGCUCACAAAAUGUUUGAGUCCGUUGAGCGCAGUAUCGCGAAGAUGCAAGAAGCACUCGAGACCGGCGCGCAUCUUCACAAUCCAGCGGGUUUGUCAAAAAGGAUUGAGAGCUAUGAGGCCAAGAAGAUGCAUUAUGUUCCCGCCAUUGAACGGGUGGUCUCCAUCAUCGAGAAAGGUGUUAAGGACCGCCUCACUGUGAACGGGGAAAUCUUGCGGCUUCUGUCGGAUAUGUCGUCUCGCGUGGAUGCGCUCAAAGCGAGUCUAAAAGUAAUGGACUCAUCGCUGGACGAUCUCAAUCUUGCCAAGACCCAUCAAUUGCGUGACUCGAUAUCCAGCAUCAUCACCAUGGAUAGUCCACUGACGAGCAGCGUCGUCGAUACACCUGGAAGCUCUCCCGCCUCCUCGGUGGUGAUGACCCCUGGUAACGCUCUCAAGGGAUCAUCCACGCCCCUGGGCACCUCGAGCAGGCGUGGCAGUUCCGUUGGUAGUACAGCAGCGCGGACCGCCAUGUCCAAGGUUCGACGGUACUCUGGGCUACCACAAGCAGCCUCCACUCUCACCACUGGACUAAAAUCAGCCAUCCCCAAACCUUCUUCGUUCUCAGGCUCAUCGCCCAGCAAGAAAGAUGUGGCGAUGACGCCAACACCCGCAACGCGUAAGGUAUCGCGCUUGCCACCUCCACCAUCACCGUUGAACAAUCGUCCCCGGUGGACCACGAAUACCAACACCAAUGAUCUGGAUGUUGGUCACACCUACAAAUCCCACACCCCCCUCCGCAAGUCCUCUGCUCCCGCCCGGACGUCUCGAACCUCUUCCACCAUGCCCGUGCCGAAUUCAUCUCGUCGAGAUCAAUCUGUAUCACCUGCACCGUGCAAUACGCGGUCAAUGAGCCGGGUCUCGAGCAGACUCGCCCCUCGUAGCCCAGGGCGGACUGCAUCUCCUUCUCCUUCAGGGCUCAUUCUUGAUCCUCCCCCUUACAGCAAGUUCCAAAGACCAGGCGCACCACCCAUUGCCAACACUCCUCGGAAUCGGCAAAGCUACGCAGGAUCGUCUUUCAGCCGUAGUGUUUCGCAUGGCCAGGAUUCGGGCUUGCUGAGCCCGACUAAGGCGCCUCGCCCUGGGACCUCGCUGGGCCAUUCGAGUAACCGACGCAUCAGUUUGCUUCCGUUGCCCAAGCCGCUGAGUGGUCGAGACAGCGCUGCUGGCUCCCGUUCUAAACUCGCUGAACGACCACCAUGGCGAUGA